This is a messenger RNA of Anopheles funestus (African malaria mosquito), 2488 nucleotides long. RefSeq names its product TBC1 domain family member 15 (gene Tbc1d15-17). Gene Ontology annotation, molecular function: GTPase activator activity. The record is from RefSeq and is a predicted model, not a curated record. The coding region runs from base 328 to 2370 and encodes 680 amino acids. NCBI's taxonomy places the organism in Eukaryota, Metazoa, Arthropoda, Insecta, Diptera, Culicidae. Gene Ontology annotation, biological process: activation of GTPase activity. The transcript is spliced from 3 exons.
AUCAUAUGUUUUUCGGACUAUGUUGUGACAGUUGGAAAAGGGAAAAAGAAAAUAAGCCUAUUGUUUUUUAUUGUUGCGCAUUAGUAAAACGAGUCAGCGUUUUGCGUUUCGUUUGCAGACAGACGCGUUUGUCUGCAUAAAUGUUUAAACGUGUGAAAUAAACUCGAAACUAUGCAUUGCAAAUCGUGCAAAGAUUGUGGAAAACAUUUCUAAUUUCUGAUGCAGUUUCGAAGCGAUACUCGUAAUACUCCGAUUGUGGAGCUAAUACGUAGUGAGUAACUACAGCAGUGAUAAAAAAAGACCUGCAAGCAAGUUUCGUCAUCAACAAUGGCAGACAACGAACCACAUUGUACGUCUCCCUCCCGUUUGCAAAAGGACAACGAAGCUAUGGAUAACGAGAGCGGAAUAGAGGAAAAAUUCAUCCAAAACGGUGUGUUGCUGAAGAAGGCCCAUGCAUCCUACAUCUCGGCACUGAAUGCGGAAGGCAUUCUGACGUUUGGCCAGUGUAAUAAAACGAAUCUGCACGUCUUCGAGUGGAAGCCCGAAACUUGCGACAUCACCGACUCCGAGAGUCUCGAAAGUGGUUGGUCGUUGGUGGAUGCGAUUUCACGUCAACCGUCUCCACAGCAACCGUUGCAGCCUACUGCGGUCGCAAGCCUACCAGUUACAGCAAAUGUACGCGCAACCAGUGAAGAGCCCUCAGCAGCUCCCACAACAAAAGUUAAACUGUCCAUCCGUGUGUUUCUGCGCGAUCUAAAGGGUCUGGAAUCGUUUAAGGACGAGUUGCGAUUUUACAACCACGACCACACGGUGCACAGUGUUUAUCUGUUUCGGCAAACGUCGACCAGCGUGCUGCUGCAGCUGCUAGAACGGUUUCGUUGCGUGCGCAAAAGUACGCAACGCAAAAACUUCUACCGAUGCAUCGACGAUCCGGACCAGGAUAAGCUGCAAAAAUCAUUUUCCGAGCUGAAUAUUGCUGACAUACGAGCCCGUCCGCGGCCGCGACCGUACAUGGAUAUACUGUCGAAGUGGGCCAAUGUGCACCAAAUCCUUCCAAUUCAUCGACCAACUUCUCAAAGCACAAUUCCCAGCGAGCUGCGACUGAGCAGUUUGAAUGCAAGCGUCGACCCAGAAAAUGAUUCAACGGAAGACCCACCAGCGGAACCGGUUGCUGUUAAUGGUGAAACGAAUACCUCAGAAUCUAAAAAGCUUGUCCCCAGACCCUCGGUACAUCGUGGACUUCCGUUGGACGCUGGAACGUGGGAGGAUGUGAAGUGUCCGAACGGGGCCAUUUCCGAUCCAGAGCGCAUUAAGGAGAUAAUCUUUCGUGGGGGAAUCAAACAAGACAUACGGGCCGAAGUUUGGAAAUAUCUUCUCGGACUGGACGUCUGGGAGCACACGAACCAGCAGCGAGAUGAGCGAAGGGCUCACAAAACGCAGGAAUACUUUCAAAUGAAGUUCCAGUGGCUAACGAUGACGGCAACGCAGGAACACAACUUUACUGGCUACCGGGAACGUAAAUGCCAGAUCGAAAAAGACGUUAAACGCACGGAUCGAACGUACGAAUUUUUCGCGGGCGAUGAUAACCCGAACCUGGCAAAGCUACAGGACAUCCUGAUGACGUACGUCAUGUACAACUUUGAUCUAGGGUACGUGCAAGGGAUGAGCGAUCUGCUCGCACCGAUCCUCAGCCUGGUGCAGAACGAAGCGGAAAGCUUCUGGUGCUUCGUAGGCUUCAUGCACAAAGUGUUUGCCAACUUCGAUAUCGAUCAGAAGGGCAUGAAGCAGCAGCUCGAACAUUUGCGCGUGCUGCUGUCGUUCGUGAACGAACGUUUGUUCAAUUAUAUGCGCGAAAACCAGUCGGAAAACAUGUACUUCUGUUUCCGUUGGCUCUUGGUUUGGUUUAAGCGUGAGUUUUCCAACGCGGACAUUAUGCAGCUUUGGGAAGUGCUCUGGACGGGGCUACCCUGCUCAAACUUUCAUCUGUUUGUGUGCGUUGCCAUCCUGGACCAGGAGAUGGAUGUGUUUAUCGAUGGGCAGUUUAGCUUUACCGAGAUCCUGAAGCAUGUGAACGAACUGUCGGGCAAUUUGAAUUUGGCGGCCGUGCUCGAACAAGCCGAAAGCAUCUAUCUGCAGGUGAAACAAACCCUGGAAGCAUUGCCUAAAGAAUCGCACCACGAGCUGCGCAAAAUCAUUGGCGAACAGCUGACGGCUAGCGAUGGGGGAACGACGGGCAAUACUGAUGAGGACGAGGAUGACGACGAUAGCUGCAUGUCGAUCGUGAACGAACGAUCGCCGGAGGAGAAAGAAAUACUGCAACGAAAACUUGACGAGGCGUGCGAUCUUUCGUUGAGUUACAUGUUUUUUUAGGAAGCGUAUACUAACGGGUUUGGUGGGAACGAUGGGAAACGAAACGACAACACCAUAUAUUUGUAGCCAUGAAGAAUGUACAGUAAACUUGUUUAUUCACUUUUUGUUACUUUCUAAA